UUUAAUAUCUCCGUGUCGUUUGAUUCGAUCGCCAGAGUUGCCAGUCUCUCAGUCUCAGCCUCAGCCUUAGAUCCAGAGUCCCAAAUUCAAUCUAAGCCACAAUUUCCCGCUCUCGCUCGCUCGCCCGCUCGCCUGCCUCUCUCUCUCUCUUUCUCUCUCUCACUUUCCCUGUACGUGUGUGCAGGCGCGCGUGUGUGUGUGUGUGUGCUCGUGCUAGUGUCUUCUGUGUUAGUGUGCCGUGUGCUCGACAAAUUCUCAUAAAUCCCAUAGCUUAUAAUUCAUUCUGAAAGUUGAUAUUUUAGAAGUGCCACAAAAUUCAAUCAUUUUUUUCAAGUGUUUCCUGUGCCACAACCAAAGGGAAAUCCCGAUAUCGAGUGCUGCGGACAAGUGAAAAAUCUCCAACAAAUCAAUAAAUAUUGACCAAAUGAGCUGACAAUGAUCGGAUUGAAAGCAUCGACUCUUUGAGGCAACAUUGAAAUCAAACCAAAAACCAAACCAUCAGCAGCAGCAGCAGCAGCAGCAGCAGCAGGAGCACAACAGCAGCCGUGUACAGCCUGAAAGGACGUAGUCAAAGCUGAAACCAGAGAGGCCCUGAAUACCUUGGACCAACUAUAAGCAGCUGCAAUAAUGCACAUUUCUGCUGAGGUCAGUUCGACCACCUCAAAUCAAAUACAGCAGCAACAGCAACAACAACAACAACAACAACAACAACAACAGCAGCAGCAGCACCAACAGCUUCACCAACAGUUGCACCAACAACACCAACAGCAAACGACUCCAACAGCAACGACCACAACGGGCGGCAGCACCACGAAGCGGCGUAAUGCAGAGUCCUCCUCCAAUAAUAACAAUAAUAAUAGCAACAACAACAACAACAACAACAAUAGUACCACCACCAACAACAACAACAACAACAACAACAACAAUAAUAAUAAUAGUAGUAACAAUGCCAAGACAAAACCGGUGGACACUAGUCCAUAUCUGACACCAGAGAACCUCAUCGAGCGCACCGUCGACGUCCUGCUCGCCGAACAUCCCGGCGAGCUGGUCAAGACGGGCUCACCCCAUGUGGUCUGCACCACAUUACCCACGCAUUGGCGAUCAAACAAGACGCUGCCGAUUGCCUUCAAGGUGCUGGCCUUGGGCGAGGUCAUGGAUGGGACAAUAGUCACCAUUCGGGCGGGCAACGAUGAGAAUUUCUGCGGAGAGCUGCGCAACUGUACGGCGGUGAUGAAGAACCAAGUGGCAAAGUUCAAUGAUCUUCGAUUUGUGGGAAGGAGCGGAAGAGGCAAAAGCUUCACGCUGACAAUAGUCAUCUCGACGAAUCCCAUCCAGAUAGCAACGUACACGAAGGCCAUCAAAGUGACCGUGGAUGGGCCACGGGAGCCACGCUCCAAAGUCCGACAUCAGGGCUUCCAUCCGUUCGCCUUUGGGCCGCAGCGCUUCGGACCGGAUCCACUUAUGGCCGGAUUGCCCUUCAAGUUGCCAGGUUUCGCCCAUCAUUUGGUGGGGAUGCACAGUCAUCUGCAUGCUCCCGAUUGGCGUGCCCACAUGGCCUUGGGUGGGCGUUCAGCAGGUUUUCCAGCAGGCCCAUUCUUCGGCCAUCAUGCGGCAUUUCCGGCGGCCAGCGGCUUGAGAGGAUUGACCGCAGAUGGCCAGCAGCAGCAACAGCAUCAGCAGCAGCAGCAGCAUCAACAGCAAUUGGCGACAGUGGGUGCCGCUCACAGCACCACCAGUCCGGAGGGAUCCCCCACCACAACGACCAGUGGAACGUUGAGUGCGUUUGUCCAGCCAGCGAUCCACUGUCCCCUCGGCUCGCCCCGAUCACCACCCACGAUCCUCACCUCGCUGCAGCACGACAAUAACAACAACAGCAGCAACAUCGAUGCGGGCUUCGAGAGCGAUAAUGGAGAGGCGGAAGCGGAAGCCGGCACACAGCUAAGCGGCGAUGCCAGAAGCCUGGCCACGAUCAGUGGACGAUCAGUCGCCGGAUCCCUGACCGAGACCGCCCCCGGCUCGGGUGGGGCAUUCACCGCCCUCAUCCAGCGCAGCAAAAAUCCAUCGGAGCUGUUCGGCGGCUUUGCGGCGGCCGGCGCUAAUCACUUUGCCCCCUCGCACAGCUUCAAUCCGGCCCUGGCCGCCCAGCUCUUCCUGCAGAGCCCGCUCCUGCCGCAGUCCAGCCAGUGGCUAUACACCCAGCUCUAUGGCAGCUACAGCGAUCUACCCUGGCUGAGGAGCGCCGCAGCGGCGGCAGCGGCCAGUGCGGUCCCAGCCCAGGUCCAGGCCCAAGCCCAGACGCAGGCGCUGCCCCAGGACUCAGCGACUUCGCUGAUGAGUAGCGGCGGCGACCACGACGGCGUUAAUCUGAUCAAGCGCUGUGUCACACUGAUCACGCACAAUCCGCCGGAUGCGGAGAAUGCCAAUCCGAAUUCCUCGCCGCCGGUCAGCUCCACGCGCCGUUCGCCCUCGCCGUCGCCCGUUGAGACCAUCGAUCUGGACGAUGUCAGCACCACUUCCCGCUCCGCCAGCGGCUCUGCUUCCGGGUCUGGGUCCAGUGGUGGCGGCCCCAUAAGGACGCGCACUCCCAAGCCUUCGGCGGAUGUGUGGCGCCCCUACUAG
Molecule: messenger RNA, 2619 nt
Organism: Drosophila miranda
Lineage: Eukaryota; Metazoa; Arthropoda; Insecta; Diptera; Drosophilidae
Gene: RunxB
Exons: 7
Coding region: 628-2619 (663 amino acids)
Biological process (GO): regulation of DNA-templated transcription
Cellular component (GO): nucleus
Molecular function (GO): RNA polymerase II cis-regulatory region sequence-specific DNA binding; DNA-binding transcription factor activity, RNA polymerase II-specific; ATP binding
Source: RefSeq, a predicted model, not a curated record